Molecule: messenger RNA, 795 nt
Organism: Penaeus monodon (black tiger shrimp)
Lineage: Eukaryota; Metazoa; Arthropoda; Malacostraca; Decapoda; Penaeidae
Product: tyrosine-protein phosphatase 10D-like
Exons: 5
Coding region: 25-795 (256 amino acids)
Molecular function (GO): protein binding
Source: RefSeq, a predicted model, not a curated record
CGUGUAAAUGUGGAUUAUUAAGUGAUGGUCAUUUCACACGCCGACAUGGAUUACCUACGAAGAAGAAGACUGACGCUCUGCCUUUGCGUCGUAUCUGCGUUUAUAGCGAAGGCCUGGAGCGCGGACGUGGUCAUCCAGAUCCCGAGCGAGCGCGUGAGGGAGCAGGACGGCCUCUACCGCCUGGACUACUGGCCUCCGCAGGGCAGUCCGCCGCCCAACUCCACCUUCACGCCCGCGCAGGUCGUCGCGGGCGUGAACCUGACGCGGGUGCUCCCGGGAACCAAGUACGACUUCCAGCUGUACUACACCAACGCUACGAUUAACGACUACCCGACGUGGACGGCCUCCAUCACGACGGUGCCGCGCCCGCCCACCAACCUGACGAUCCAGAGCAAGAAGGGCAAGGUGGUGUACGUGACGUGGGCGCCGCCGGCCAUCGGCGACUACUCCGCCUUCAAGCUCAAGGUCAUCCCGCUCUCGGAGCCGCAGAACAGCAACAAGAUCGUCAUCGUGCCCGAGAACCAGCUGCCGUUCCCCAUCCGCGAGCUCACCCCCGGGCCCCAACAGGCUCAGCUCUUCCCCCCAAACUACGAGAAAAAGGGGGAGAGGACCCCUAGGGAAACCAGCUUACGACGCGUGAGUCCCAACACGCCCGGGCGCUUCAUCGUGUGGUUCCGCAACGAGACGACGAUGCUGGUGCUGUGGCAGCCGCCGUACCCGUCGGGGGUCUACUCGCACUACAGGACAAGAUUCCAAGGUUUCAUAAUUCCAGAAUUCAGUGCAAAAGUAUACUGA